AUGGGCCUACUGGUAGACCGCCCACACGACGAUGCCAUGCUAACAACAGAUCCCAAAGCUGAUGAAUUGAAUUGUUUCAUCAGUACGUUCAACAAUGCGCAUAAUCUCGUUUCACCAGCCGACACAGACACUGGUGGUCGCCGCGGCCCUUGGAUUGCAUAUAGACCCAAGAUUGACAACAAUUAUUACUCCUGUGGACACUACAUGCUCUUCUGUGAGAAGAACAAUCCAGACGCCAAGACCAGAAGCUACUACAAUCUGCCAAAUUUUCGUGGCUACGACAAUCACUGCUUCUUCAAGAAUGUCGCCGGCUUGUCCUUUGCCGUUUGCCUCACCAAAGACAAGAAGGAUCUCAAUCCCCGCAAGAUUGUGGACGUGGUAUUCCCAUUCGAUGGACCGGUCACGGGAGACAAUGCCGGUGGUGUUGAUAACCAGUGGCAUCUCAGCUACAGGAUGGACCAGAUAAUGGAGGUCAAAGGCCAGAAUCUGCGACCUACACUCGAUCCGAAAGCGGUUGGCGAACGCAAAUGCUUCAUGUCUCUCGCCGAGUCGGGCAUGCCUGGGAAAUAUUUCAAAAUGGACCAACAGUCGAAUCAGGCUUACUCACUUUACUGCACGAAUGCUGUCGGCGACAUGACGAACUUGCCAAAACCAAAUUGGAGGGGUUUGUACAAUUUGUGUUAUUGGGAGGUCAAGGAUGAGAUGUCAGCCUUUCCAAGCAAAGAUCUGGCGUGGCCAGGCACUUUUGUGACAUGCGUUGUGUUUGAAAAGGAGGAAAAGUGA
This is a messenger RNA of Protomyces lactucae-debilis, 783 nucleotides long. RefSeq lists its product as uncharacterized. NCBI's taxonomy places the organism in Eukaryota, Fungi, Ascomycota, Taphrinomycetes, Taphrinales, Protomycetaceae. The transcript has a single exon. The record is from RefSeq and is a predicted model, not a curated record. The coding region runs from base 1 to 783 and encodes 260 amino acids.